AGAGAGAGAGAGAGAGACCAUGUGAUGAAGGAGUGAGCCUGGCUUGCUGGCUUGUGAUGUGAGACAAACACACACACACACACACACACACACACACACCGUCUCAUGACUGCUGGUACCGAAACCUGAACGAGGCGUGGGUGGGAAGCAUCAAUGCCUCCAGGUUCGGCCUGGACCUGUUCUCGUCAUCGGGCCUAAUGCGCUGAGAUAAUGAUAGGAUGGCCGAGCAGCGAUGCGGGGACCACGGAGGACUGACGGAUGCUGCUGCAGCAGCAGCGACUCUCCGGGAUGAGCAGCAGCAUCACAAUGCGAUGAAUUCAGCGGAGGAAGCGGGAGCGGAGUGUCUCUCUUUGGAGGAGAUACUGAGGCUUUACAGCCAGCCCAUCAACGAGGAGCAGGCUUGGGCGGUGUGUUACCAAUGCUGCAGGACGCUGGCGAAGGAACACCGGGGCAGGAGGAGCUCCUCUGCUGCCUCCUCCGCGGGGGCGUCUUCAUCAGCGACGGUUCCGAUGAAGAUCUCCGGGCCGGGGGAUGUUAGGAUACAGAGAGACGGGUCUGUGAGGGUGGAAGCCCAGAGCUGUGAAGGUAAAUACAGCCCUUGCACAACAACAGAGGUGAUCGAGUCUCUGGGCAUCAUGAUCUACAAGGCUCUGGAUUAUGGACUGAAGGAGAAUGAGGAGAGAGAGCUCAGCCCUCCGCUGGAGGAGCUCAUCGACCUCAUGACCAACAUGGCCGAGGCUGAGAGGGAUGCCUGCCCUGAUGAAGGCUACGAGGCCACAGAGGAAGAGGACGAAGCAGAGGAUGACCCUGAUGACAUCUCCAGUGUUCAUGGCUACAGAGAUAUCCUCAAGCUUUGUACAGCUCAUCUGCCCAGUAUGUCAGAUGCACCCAGUCACUACCAGGCAGUGUGUCGGGCUCUGUACACAGAAACCAGGGAGCUACGCACUUUCCUGGAAAAGAUCAAGAGUGCCAAAGAGAACCUCCGUAAGAUGGAACAAGAGUCAUCAGAGGAGCCUGGCCGAGACCUUAAUGAGCUACAGAACGCUGACUGGGCUCGAUUCUGGGUUCAGGUGAUGAGGGACCUGCGUGAAGGGGUCAAGCUGAAGAAGGUGCAGGAGCGUCAGUACAACCCUCUGCCCAUCGAGUACCAGCUCACACCCUAUGAGAUGCUCAUGGACGACAUCAGGUCCAAACGCUACAAACUGCGCAAAGUCAUGAUAAAUGGAGACAUCCCACCCAGGUUAAAGAAGAGCGCCCAUGAAGUAAUCCUUGAAUUCAUCAGGUCCAGACCACCUCUUAACCCUGUGUCGGCUCGAAAGCUGAAGCCACAGACUCAGCCUCCUCCGACGCUGCAUGAGCGGAUCCUGGAGGAAAUCAAAUCAGAGAGGAAACUUCGACCUGUGUCACCUGGUGAGGUCCGUAGGGGAAGGCUCGUAAUUCGGCCACUUAGCAUGUCUUUCAGUUUUGAUGCGUCAGGUUUUGGCAAAACUCGCAGUAUGCCACAGGAAUUGUUCCGUAUUGGACUAGAUGAAUUUAGUCCAUACAUGGGCAGGAGGGUGUCCAGCUCUCUGUCUCUCACCAAUGGAUCAGCAUCUCCAAGGGAAGAACCCUCCGGAUCUCAGUCUGCACCUCAGAGGAAGAGGCUCCUGAAGGCUCCCAGCCUCGCCGAGCUGGACAGCUCUGACUCUGACGACGAGAUUAUUGGCCGCAGAUCGGCCAGCAGCUCUAGUGUGGCUACAUCUUUGAUGGAUGAUACAUCCCCAGAGUCUGCACUGGGGAAGAAAACUCCUCCGAUGUUUCUGCCCAUUUCCUCUACACCCCAGCCGGAGAGGCGUAAGACUCCCCAGAGGAGACACUCCAUCGAGAAGGAAACCCCGACCAAUGUUCGACAGUUUCAGCCACCGACCAAACAGAACUCCAAGUCUUUGGUUGGGCUGAUUCAUAACGAUGAUGCGUCAUAUCAUCCCUGGAUCCCCUCCCUCCUACACCUCCUACACCUCCUCCGCCCUUCUCCCUCCACCCUCCACCCUUUGCGGAGCUCCCACCCUAUCGAGGCAUUUGUGUUGGGGUUGACGAAAGCAGUUUUUGCUCUGUGCAGAGGCAUUUACCUCAGAGGAAGAGAGUCGGAACAGGAGGAGUUCUGUUUCCCUGUGGAGUGUCUGUCUCUGACGGUGGAGGAGGUGAUGCACAUCAGACAGGUGCUGGUUAAGGCAGAGCUGGAGAAGUUCCAGCAGUACAAAGACAUCUACAACGCUAUGAAGAAGGGAAAGCUUUGCUUCUGUUGUCGAACUAAAAGGUUUUCCUUUUUCACCUGGUCCUACAUCUGCCAGUUUUGCAAAAAGCCUGUGUGUUCACAGUGCUGCAAAAAGAUGCGGCUGCCAUCCAAACCUUAUUCCAGUUUGCCAAUCUACUCCAUUGGCUCUACCAACACUCUCCCCAGGGAAAGGAUAAAUGCCAUGGCUGCUGUAGGACAACUCUCUUUGGCUGGAGGCCCGGGGCCAUCAGCAGUGCGAGAUGCCACGGCGUCCCCAACUUUAAAAGAAACGACAACAGGAGCAUCUAAAGAAACUGGAAAAGCCUCUGGAGGAGCAGCUGCUGCUAAAUCUGAGAAAGCUUCCGGUAGCCCACAGCGCCACGGCAUUCAGAAGACCAUGUCCAAGUUUUCAAAGCACGGCUCUUUAAAGUCUCACGAAGAACUGGAGCUUCCCCCAGAGUUGACAGAGGACUGGGCCACCAUGGAGGUGUGUGUGGACUGCAAGAAGUUCAUCACUGACAUUAUCGCCUCCAGCAAGCACAGCCUGUCACUGGCCACCAAGAGAGCUCGCCUAAAACGCAAGACCCAGUCCUUCUACUUGUCCUCCCCUAAAGGAAGAGAGGAGUAUCGUCCCUCUGAACGAACAAUCAAGGAGAUCUGAAACUCUCUCUGGCUGCUUCCAGCUGCAAAGGCACAAUAAGAAAGAUUCAACACUGGAUAUGAUCUUACUGUACGUGUAUACUUCAGCCAGAUAAAGCUGUCAAGAUGGCUGAUAUGAAGCUCAGUAGUGGACUGUAGCUUUUGUUGCUGUGUCCUGAUCAUUGUGUACAGCUCCUUCAGACAACAGCAUACUGUAGAUCAGCCAAUGUUUUAUUUUUUACCAUAUUAUAGAUAAUCCUUUAAUCCCUGACCAUGCUGUUUCGAGUAAAGAGACAAGAACUAUUGUGGUGACAAAUGACUUCCCUCUCCUCUGAAGGCACAACAGCGUGGUCCAAUCUAACUCACACUCAAAUCAAUAAGCACAAGAAGGAUUGAUGUGUGUUUGAUUUCCUCAGGCACUGGCACUACAGAGGACACAAGGCCUGCAGAGAGAUGGUGUUGUAAACUGAGAGUGACACUCAAGAAAAUAUGGAAUAUUAAACUGUACAUUUUGUAUGGCUUUUAAUUUAGUUUUUUACAGUACAUAUGUGUGUACAGUAAAUGAUUGUUUGAUGAAAAGUCACCCCCUGUUUUUAAUUUACAGGUUUAUUUUGCUGAUGAUGGAGAUUUGUUUUUCUUGAGGAAACAGAGGAGAAAUCUUUGCAUACUCAUCAAUCAUUUAGAAUACAUUGUCUACUUUUAUGCAGAUUUAGUGCCAAAUAAUAACUUCUUCCUAAUCUGUAUGUCACCCAAAGAAAAGUAAUUUCCCUGGCUUAUUAAAACAGUUUUGAAUCUCUCUAGAACAUUAGAUAUGCAUAGAUUCAUUAACAGUUUAAGGCUCAGAUAAUGUGCUUCUGGAGGCCAUGUGUGGGUAUAAUUUAAUCAGACUGAUUCACUGGCAUCGAAUUUAGUACUGCACUUCAAUAUGGUAAGGGGAGAUAUUUUGUGUUAGUCCCCAUAUGGGUAAAACUUAAAAAUUGCUAUAGCCGACAUCACAAAUGACUUCAAAUCUAGUGAGCAGAGCACAAGCACAACAAAACAUCCAGAAACCUCUCAUGAAAAGAAAAAAAUAGAAACUAUUAGAACUUUGACAGAUAUUGCUGUGUUCAUGCUGAAUCCCAACACCUAUAGCAAGAUGCUUUUAAACCUUUAAGCACAUUUCCUAACCAUCUAUCACACUGUAUGUUCAUUUGCAACUUUUUUUUUUUUUACUUAAAUCACUCAGUUAUACACAGAGGCAGGUAUAGAAACGUUAGCAGGACAAUGUGUAGGAUUUUUCAGAUUUGCCUUUUAAUAAUUUACAGGAAAUAUUUCCAUAUUUUUGCAUUUUUGAAUAGCUAUAAAUAAAUGUGUUGAUAAAUAUAUAGUAUAUGUUAACUCCUUCACUUUUCUUUACAUUAGGUUCCUGACAUGUAUUUGUAUUGUAUUGUAAAGAUUAGUCAUAAUAAAACACCUCACGUCCCUGUUUUUGUACAGACUCACUGUAGAGGAAGAAAAAAAAUAACUACAUGCUGUUUUGCCAUUCAUAUACUGUAAGUCUUAAUAUGAUGCCUUUCUGAGCUCCCUCCAUCAUCUGGAUGUCUCUUUGAUUCUUCAUCACAUUCCUCAUCUUCCUCCUUAAGAAGUUUCUGCCUUAAGAACUGCCUUUUAUGAUCACACUCAUACAUUGAACAGUCAUCUACUGUCACUGUACAUACUUUGUUUCUGAUGGUUUGUUUGUAGAUCAGCUCUGUGUUGCCUCGAUGGUAUCUUGACAGUGAGAGUGCUGUGCAUCUGUGUCUCUGAGUGGGAAACUGUCCCAGUGCAGUGUGUUCAGGGGACGGGUGGGAAGUCCACACAAGAAACCUCACACAGCGUGACAGCAUCAUGCAUGUUCUACGGUGUAGCUUGUACCUUCUGUCUGUAUUACCUUCAAGCUGUAACUCCAUGCAGAGAGUGCAACAAAUGAUGGCUACAAUAAUAAAUUGUAAUGCAAUACCUGA
Molecule: messenger RNA, 4875 nt
Organism: Larimichthys crocea (large yellow croaker)
Lineage: Eukaryota; Metazoa; Chordata; Actinopteri; Sciaenidae
Gene: spire1b
Product: spire-type actin nucleation factor 1b
Exons: 19
Coding region: 219-2915 (898 amino acids)
Biological process (GO): actin filament polymerization; polar body extrusion after meiotic divisions; cleavage furrow formation
Cellular component (GO): cytoplasmic vesicle membrane; cell cortex
Molecular function (GO): actin binding; microtubule binding
Source: RefSeq, a predicted model, not a curated record